UGUGCAGGCGAGCAAGCAGGCCGAAGAGACAAACAGAAACAAACAGGACAACAACACCAAAGAAGAAGAUGAUGAUGAUGAAGAACCCCGUCAUUCUGAUGGCCUGCAUCGUUCUUUUGUCAUCUCUCGUUACGUCUGACAGCACCUUCGGUCCAGAAAGAUGCUGCUUUCAGUUCCUCCACAAACGUCUGCCGGCCAACAGAGUGACGAGCUUUGAAUACACAGACAAACGGUGUGCAAUGGAAGGCGUGCUAUUAAAGACGGUGGCUGGUAAAAAACUCUGUACUGAUCCAACCAUGCAGUGGGUAAAGAAAAUCAUUGAAUCCAUCCAGUCGAAGAAUGCCACCACCCCUGGGUUUCAUGGUCCUGGGUCGGUGAACCAGAAUUUUGUGUUUUAUUGCCCCACCAUCGCUGUUUACGGCCUAUUGGACACUAUGCUCACCUGGAUUCGCCAGCUGAGUUUCCACCUGUUCGGAGCUGGGUGCGGCCUUCCAGAGGUGGCACGAACCACAGCAAUCUUCGCCUGUUGA
Pelmatolapia mariae (spotted tilapia) is the source of this 530-nucleotide messenger RNA. Its product is annotated as C-C motif chemokine 26-like. Gene Ontology annotation, biological process: immune response. The coding region runs from base 69 to 530 and encodes 153 amino acids. Gene Ontology annotation, molecular function: chemokine activity. The transcript is spliced from 4 exons. Gene Ontology annotation, cellular component: extracellular region. NCBI's taxonomy places the organism in Eukaryota, Metazoa, Chordata, Actinopteri, Cichliformes, Cichlidae. The record is from RefSeq and is a predicted model, not a curated record.